Messenger RNA from Prorocentrum cordatum, 666 nucleotides. NCBI's taxonomy places the organism in Eukaryota, Dinophyceae, Prorocentrales, Prorocentraceae. The record is from the annotation of a GenBank genome assembly.
AUGCAGAACCCGCAGGCGGGCGCCCCCUCGAUGAUGGGCGGGCUGGGCAUCCUGCAGCCCACCGCGCCGCCGCCGGCGCUGACAGGGAAGACGCCGCAGUGGCUGCACGGCGAGAUCGACGCAGGCGCCUACCAGAGGGUGGCGCUGGGCUUCCGCAUGCCGGGGCCCGCGGACGACUCGCUGGAGCGGGCCGUGCUGGAGCGCGUGCUGGCCUCUGCGGGACCCGGGCCCGCCGUGCCGCUGGCCUUCGUGCUGGCGGGCACGCCCCCCGAGCCCAUGCACUGGCACGGCCGGGCCGGCGCUUGGCUGCACACGGCCUUCUUCUCCCACCGCCUCGCCCGCCGCGCCCGCGCCCUCGCCGCCGCCUCGCCGACGGCAGGCGGCGGCGGUGCGCCCCCGCGGCUGCCGCUGCCGAGCGGCGUGCACGAGGGGCAGUACGUGGUCGCCGUGCACCUCAGGCACUUCGAGCUUCCCGGCUGGAACCUCCCGGGCUCCUAUCUGGGAUUUUUUGGCGGCCAUCCGCGCCAUCUUCGAGCACACGGGUCUCUCGUGCGACAACGCGGCCGUGCGCCUGGUCGGCAGGGUCGACACGCCCGCCGCGCUGGAGAUCCUGGACGGCGUCCCGUGCUCCGGGGGAGUGCCGCGCCACGUGCCCGAGACGCGUGA